Molecule: messenger RNA, 1536 nt
Organism: Durio zibethinus
Lineage: Eukaryota; Viridiplantae; Streptophyta; Magnoliopsida; Malvales; Malvaceae
Product: RNI-like superfamily protein
Molecular function (GO): protein binding
Source: RefSeq, a predicted model, not a curated record
ACGUUGGGUGCAAGUAGCACGACUAUUCUAUGGUCACUCAAGUCAUCCUCCGUUUUAAAGUUUAUUUUUUUGGGCGGAACUUGCUUCCUUUUAAUACCUUUGGGAGAAAUUCCGAUAAAACGUUAUCUCUUUCCAUUUUACGACUAGAUCAGAACAAAGCUCCCUGUCGAAGAAUCCCCAAGAUUUUGUCCUAAGUGCAUGUCUAUGUAGGCUUGAUGAUGCUGUGAAACUUCUUGGAGAUAUUGGAAAGCUUGGUGGAAUGGGAGAAAUCGAACAUGUUGCUAGAAGAUGGGAGGACUUGGACACUGAUAUGUUGGUGAAGAUAUUCCAGUCUUUUGAUAUCUUUGAGUUAACUUCAGGCAUCGCUCAUGUCUGCAGUUCAUGGCGUAUGGCCUGUUGUGAUCCUUUGGUUUGGAAAACACUUGAUUUAUCAGUGAUGAAGUCAGAUUUUAUCAAAACUCCAUUGGAGCCUUAUGUAUAUGUGCGCGCUUGUUCUGACCAGGCAUUGAGCCGUUUGUUGAAGAUAUCUUUGAGUCUCAGCCAGGGAAACAUAAUGACCUUGAUUUUUCACUUUAAUCUAUAUGUGAGCGAUGAUCAAUUGACCUAUACUGCUGAAAGGUGCCCACGCCUCAGACGGCUUGUUAUGCCGGCUUGGAAUAGAAUAAAGAAAACUGGAAUAUGCAAAGCUAUUCGCAUCUGGCGAGAUCUUGAAUCCCUGACAAUGCCUACCAUAGCAAGCCCUCCAUAUCUCAUGGAAGAAAUUGCCAAUAAUUGCAAGAAUUUUAGAGAACUCAAGGUGAUGGGACCCUUUGAAAAUUUCUUUGCCGCUACAAUAAUAAAGUAUCUACCAAAGAUAAGGGUUUUGAGCCUCCGCUGCUCAAUGCUUGUGAAGGAUACCCUGAUCUCCAUCUUGGAUGACUUACAAAACCUAGAAGUGCUUAACAUAUCUCAUUGCCUUCUGAUAGAAAUACCACCUCCUCCUGCCCGAAGAAAAAUUAUGAGCGAGCUUGAUCAGCUUAUUCUUGAGAAGGCAUCUCGGAUACGUCAAUUCAUAACAUGCAUGAAAGAUUCAUGCAUCAUGUGUCAGCGGACAAGAAAUGAUGAAGGGCUCAUGAGGUGGUAUAAGUAUGAAGAAGGGCUAUGGAAAGCUGAUGAGGUGAGCUCACUUUCCCUUUGAUUUGAGCCUUUUGAGUUUGUAUUUUGGAGGGUGAGAUGUGCACAACUUGAUAAGCUCAUUCUCAGUAUUCUUAAUGGAUAGCUCUUGUGCACAUUAUUUAGAGCAUCCAAUGUCAUAAUCUUAUGUGGUUGAGUUAGAACCUUAGCUUAUGUACCAUUUUUCCCUCCUUUCUUUCUUUGGUUAAUGUAUUCCUUCUAUGCUGUAAACAAAAUAAGAGGUUGUUGAAUGAAGAUAGUUGAAAACUGUCCUUAUUGUUCAUUAUAUUUCCUCCAAACAUCCCACCUCCUGGUGGUUGGUUUUGAAGGUCUUAGGUCUCUCUGGUGAUCUGCUCUCCUUUGAGAGAGGCAUCUGUCUUAUUA